Perca fluviatilis (European perch) is the source of this 1011-nucleotide messenger RNA. Its product is annotated as gastrula zinc finger protein XlCGF17.1-like. The record is from RefSeq and is a predicted model, not a curated record. Lineage: Eukaryota; Metazoa; Chordata; Actinopteri; Perciformes; Percidae. Bases 1 to 1011 code for a protein of 336 amino acids. The transcript has 3 exons.
AUGACGUCUGCAAACACCGGCUGCCAAGAUUCUAGUCGUCCGUUAUACAGCGAAUGUGAUCCUGAGACUGAUGACAGUGCUGAUUGGAAGGAGACCAGAGAACCUCAGUCAGCUUUAAACUCUCUGAAACAUGAUUCAAGACGUAAGAAAACAUUCAGCUGCUCUGAGUGUGGGAAAAGUUUUUGCUUCAAGACACAUCUGAAGAAACACAUGAUGACUCACACAGGACAGAAGCCUUUCAGCUGCUCCGUCUGUAAGAAAUCUUUUACACAGAGAGGAAGUUUACAGAAUCACAUGAGAAUCCACACAGGGGAGAAGCCUUUCAGCUGCUCUGAGUGUGGUAAAGCUUUCAUUGAACGUGGAAACCUGAAGAGACACAUGAUAACUCACACAGGAGAGAAACCUUUUAGCUGCUCAGUUUGUAAUAAAUCUUUUACACAGAGUGAAAAUUUACGGUCACACAUGAGAAUCCACACAGGAGAAACUCCUUUCAGCUGUUUAGUUUGUAAUAAAUCUUUUACUUUGAAUGGAUGUUUACAGAAACACAUGAGAACUCACACAGGAAAGAAGCCUUUCAGCUGCUCUGAGUGUGGUAAAGCUUUCACUGUUAGUGGAACCCUGAAGACCCACAUGAUGACUCAUUCUGGAGAAAAACCUUUCAGCUGCUCGGUCUGUAAGAAAUCUUUGACACACAGUGGAGCUUUAAAGAUGCACAUGAGAACUCACACAGGAGAAAAACCUUUCAGCUGCUCAGUCUGUAAGAAAUAUUUUACACAGAGAGGAAGUUUACAGCAACACAUGGUUGUCCACACAGGAGAGAAAAGAUUCAGCUGCAGUGUUUGUAACAAAAGAUUUUUCCGGCGUUCUGAUGUCAAAACACAUAAAUGUGUUGGUCCGAUGGAAACAGAAGCUGAUGGAGAGGACUGUGAUGUGCAGCAGCUGUUGGUGGUUAAAGAAGAGGUCCCCCCUAAGCAGCAGGACCAGCAGGGAGCCAGAGCCCCGACCCAUUAA